AUGCAAUACAAGGAUCAUACAGGUAAUAGGAAAAGAUAUAUAAGUGGGAGUGAGAGGAACCACUACACACAUCAAGAAUUGAAAGAUAAUAAUUGCAGAGAGAGUGCGCAAAGUUACGACUGGGAUAAUUCAUUUGGAGGAUUUGAUAACCGUUGGGAUGAUGAGGUUGAGCAGAGGAGUACCUAUAGUUCCAGGAGUUGUUCAAGUUUAGGAUAUAAGAAAAGAUUUGAUUAUGAUGUCUGGUUAUCUGAACAGAUCAGAGUCACCGAACGAGUUGUCCAAAUAACUAAUAAUGAAUACUCAACAAUGAAGAAACUGACAAAAUCGCGUCUUCAGCCUAAUUUUCGUUAUACUAAAGAGCCUGUGCGUUCAGUCGAUUACAUUAACAAAAUAAGAUUUUGUUCUGCGAGUGGAGCAAUCAAUGAGGUCAAUGAAAAGUACGAUCUGGUUGAUCUGGUCUCAUCUCCCGAGUUCCAUAAGGAAGCACAGUCAUGGAAAGGAAUCAAACAGCUCAAAGUCGGAAGAACUUUCAUCGAAAAGAGCCUAGCGAAAUUCAAGCACGGUUUCAGCAAGUCAUCUACUCAAAUAUACAAUGACAUCUGUGUUCUCGAUGAAAGUAGACGGACUGAUCCUUUGAAGCAGGCCAUCUUUUUUGUACAGAGUAAUAAGUAUUGCCAAGAGGACAUCGACUACUUCUACGAAUCUAUGGUUAAUCCUGUCCAGAAAGAACUUUAUGAUUCUGAGAUAGUACUCGAGGUUCCUGAUGCCAAAUAUUCGAUAUCGCUGAAAGCAGGUGGCGUCGGACACAUCAAUGGUUAUCCCGUCUGCGAUGAUUUGUCUUGUAUACAUGUAAGUAAUGAGGAGCUUGACGAGGUUUAUAGCAAACUACUCGGAACAAUAGAUGGGUUUGUAUCGUUGGCAAAAAUACCCAAGAUGGAGAUAGAAAGAUACUUGGAUAUGAAUGGCACUCAGCUUCCCGAUUCAUGUUAUCAUGUGUUUUUCUCCUCCCAAAAGCAUUGCUUGAGUGCGCGAAAAAACCAUAAAGAUAUGAUGCCUUAUUUGGUGUGUGACAAUAUGAUUGGACAUUCUCAAAGUAUUGAACUAGCCAUGGACAUCAGGUGGUACGUUCGACCAUUCCAAGGAAGAGCUCGGCUGACUAUUCGAAACCCUGAUGAAUUGAUUUUUACAAUAGAAGUGCUGAAACUUCAUAACAUCAAUGCCGAGUUUCUAAUUGAAGAUGAUAGAACUGUUUACGACCAGCUGGAUUUGAAAUGGGGUGGGGGUUUGCGUGAUACUGCUGCACACGACGAAAAAGUAUUCGCGACCAUUAUCAGAAAGGCUUUACGUCUCAAUCGCAUCUCCAUCAAAGAUUUCACUAUGGAGAGGGAAAAUGCAAGAUAUUAUAGCAAGAGGCAUCUAGUGAGAAGGAUUCAUCAACGAUUAGUGAGAGCUGCCAUCAACUCAGACUGUUGGAACCGUAAAAUUCCUAUUGAAGAUGAGGAUUGGUAUGAGCUUUUUGACGACAGUCAGUCAUUACCUUGGCAUAUCACUAUUGGUCAUGAAUUUCCCUUCCAGGAAUGCUUGGAAGGCUAUGCUUCGAUUGUAUUCACGGAUAACUUCGAAAUGGCUGAAAAACUGAUGUGCUUCCUGUUGGAAAGGUCUCCAGAUAAGGAUACAUUCACUCUCAACCCUAUGGAUAAGCUUGGGGCAAGAUUUUUCCCGUGUUAUCGCUCGUUCCGAUAUAUGCCAUUGAAUAUCAGAGCAGCUUGUCAUACCAAAAUCUUAGAGUUGGACGAGAAAUGGCGAACACAAUCAGAUAGUGAUCACUUCAAUUGGCUGAGAUUGCGGGAUCAUGGAACUAAUCGAGAAGAGUGUAGGCUGACUGUGGAAGGGUGGCCCAUAAAGAGUGUCAUUGCCGCAUCCAAGGUAUUGGAUGAAAUGUGUAAAGGUUUAGUCAUUGACUGCUCAUCUGAAGGCCGAGAAGUUCUUUUCACAGAUUUUGGCGACGCCUUCGUGUACAAUUUGAACGAUAAGUAUAAUGGAGCAAUCGUUUUUCUGGUAGACCGUCUCAAUAUGAAAAUCACUUUAUACGGUGAUGACAUUAAAACUAGAAACAUAGUCGAGCAGCUUCUCCUUUUCGUAGAGAACUGGCACAAUUACUUCAUUGAAACUCCGCUGGUUAUAGACAGGCCUAGAUAUUUUCCUCAGCUCAAGAAUACUAUCUGCAAUUUGAGUUGUUCUGCUACUGAUGAGAAAAACGGCGGCGGAAGGUUUUGGCCUUUGUCUGACUCUACCCACCUUUUCAGAGGAGAAAUACAUAGCUUCUUAGAGUUGGUUGACCUUUUGGAAACACUCCAAGACACUGUAGAAGAUGUGUACUUCAACAAACGUUCUUUCCGACCCAUUUGUCCCGUUUGCUUCAUGAAAGUUGAUAUGUUUUGUAACUAUCAACUCAGCAUUUGUGGGGAUUACUAUUGUCUACCUUGUUUAGCUCGAAUGAUCAAGCAUUACAUCCAAAGUCGUGAACUACCCAUAGCAUGCUGUGAGCCUUCGUGUCAAGUUCCAAUUGCAGUAGAAGAUAUAAUGUUCCUGUUGAUCGGCAAUAUGAAAAUGCCAACUAGGUUCGUGUAUGAGAAGUUCCAGCCUCUUAUACAAUCAAUACUUGAUGUCAAUCUGGUUAUGAACCCCCAUCUGAAACCUUGUUCAACACCUGAUUGCAUUGGAAUCAACGUUUUAUCAAGUAUACCUGGAUCUACGUGCGUUUGUAGUAGAUGCGGAGCUAUACGUUGUGGCCAAUGUUGUGAGAAUGUACAUGAUGGUUUCAGCUGUGAAUAUUACAAGAAAAUAGCAGGUGAUGUUCAACUAUCGAUCUCAGAAUUCAAGAAAUCAAAAGGAAAAUCUGUUCGAGAUUGUCCAAAUAUUUUAUGCCAAGCGGUGAUUGAAAAAAGCGCUGGAUGUAAUCAUAUGCAAUGCCAUUAUUGUAGAACUCAUUUCUGCUGGCUGUGUCACUACUGUAGUGAUUGUCAGAAAAAUGUAUACAUUCAUUUGAACGAAGUUCAUGGUGGUGCUGGUGGUGGAUGGAGAGUUGAAAAUAAUAUGAUAGUUGAGUUUCCGGAUGACAUUGCCGAAGAUGUUCUUAUUGCUGCUGCGCUCGAAAAUGCGCAAGAGCUUUGA
Auanema sp. JU1783 is the source of this 3174-nucleotide messenger RNA. The record is from the annotation of a GenBank genome assembly. NCBI's taxonomy places the organism in Eukaryota, Metazoa, Nematoda, Chromadorea, Rhabditida, Rhabditidae.